This is a messenger RNA of Colletotrichum godetiae, 699 nucleotides long. RefSeq names its product Alpha/Beta hydrolase protein. Gene Ontology annotation, biological process: biosynthetic process. Lineage: Eukaryota; Fungi; Ascomycota; Sordariomycetes; Glomerellales; Glomerellaceae. The record is from RefSeq and is a predicted model, not a curated record. Bases 1 to 699 code for a protein of 232 amino acids. The transcript is spliced from 2 exons.
AUGCUAUCCCUGACCCUCACAGGUCGCAUGCGCGAGGACCUGGGCAUCGAUGUGGACUUCUCGGCCUUCAUAACAUGGCCGACGCUCGGUCAACUCAAGGCCUUUUUGGGCUUUACUGUCAGCGAGACGAGCACCAGUAGCGGUGACAGCGGGGCCAGUGGCCCUCCAACAGAAAGCGAGCCAGACACAUCUACCACCCUCCCCAGCGACGAUGAACAAAGCGAGAUUAAUAAGGCCGUGGACGAAGAUAUGAGAAGCGUCUCUCAUGGCGACAUUGCUGUAUACGGCCUGAACUGUCCCUGGCUCAAGGACGCGAAACACUUAGUCGAGUUCGGUCUCCGCCGCCUAGCUGAGCUAUACGUGUCUGAGAUCCUGAGACGGCAGCCGCAGGGGCCGUACGAUCUCGGUGGAUGGUCCGCCAGCGGCAUCUGUGCUUGUGAAGUAGCCCUAAUGCUCACUAGAGCCAACCAUCGUGUUGAUCGGCUUAUCUUGAUCGACUCACCUAGCCCAAUCGGACUGGAAAAGCUUCCUCCCAGGUUGUACGACUUCCUCGACGCUCAAAACGUUUUUGGCUCGGAAAAUCCCCACGGCGCAGCGGGAGGAGGUAGCAAGGCGCCCGAGUGGCUUCUGACGCACUUUUUGGCGUCUAUGGAAGCGCUCGAUAACCACGUCUCCGUGCCUAGGGAGAUUACACUUUAA